Guillardia theta CCMP2712 is the source of this 2502-nucleotide messenger RNA. RefSeq lists its product as hypothetical. The coding region runs from base 1 to 2502 and encodes 833 amino acids. NCBI's taxonomy places the organism in Eukaryota, Cryptophyceae, Pyrenomonadales, Geminigeraceae. The record is from RefSeq and is a predicted model, not a curated record. Gene Ontology annotation, molecular function: signaling receptor activity. The transcript has 8 exons.
AUGAGACCUUCGAGAUUUCUUCGGCUGGGAGCUCUGUUCCUGUUCCAACUGGUAUCCGUCCUAGGAAACUCGACGCUCUUAGCAAACUGGACGGACUGUUCGGAGAUUCUUCUUCCUGCUGCUAACACAAUAGGGGGAUGCCAACGUUCGGAUUGCAGGGUCUCUUACGGACAUUCCACCGCGAACCCCGACUGCGGUUGUGACGCAUGGACAGGGUUUCAGCUCUCGGCCUUCAAUCCUGAGAUUCCGCAGAGCACAGAGAAAACGCUGCGAGGAGAGCCUUUCAAUGGAUCUUUCUCGAAUCCCGAAGCAAGCUACAUCGGCAUCCACCUUCCGGGGCAAGAGGUCAUCCUUACCAUGAUUUCUCUUGUGCCCCGAGCGCAGGGUAGCGACUGGAUCCCGCGUCCCCAUCCCUACAACAAUCAGAGCUAUUCCCUUGAUUGGGCAGCUGCGCUGAUAGGAGCGAAGGUACAAGCAUCGGCUGACGGAGCCUCGUGGCUGGACCUGUACGAGAUCUCGUCCAAGCCUUCUCCUCACCCGGCUGUUACCAACAUCUCCAUCGACCGCAUGCUUCCGAAUGCCUGCCAUGGAUACUCAUUCUUUCGGCUGUACCAGCCCAACACCAUUCAGCGCAUCUACUUUGUCAACACUGAGUUCGGUCCUGUUCAAGUGAACGAGACCAUCGGAGUUGUCAGUGUCAACCAGCUGCACUUCUAUGGAGUACGUGCACCGCAAUCUAGCACCAAUGUUUCAUGCUUGCUCCAUGCCCCUCGUCUCUUCGCUCAGACCUAUCCUCCUCCUGGCUUCUUCCUCAACGAAAUCGAGGUCGUCCUACUAAGCUUGGUAGCAGCAUGCAACUCCAGCUUCUGGUACACCGUGGACGACAGCACCCCUAGGAUUGGAUGGUACGGGCAGCGGCAGGACGGAGGAGGGUCGAUUCUUCCGGACCGGAAGCUUGAGAUUGUCCCUGUUGUUCUGCCUGGGACGCUGGCGACGGUGAAUCUACAGGUGAUGCAGAUCAUUGUGAAGGAUGGGGUCGUCUACCAAGCACCAGUCCUCUCCUUCCCUUUCAAGAUCCCUCAGAUUGGGUUGCUGUCCGUCUGCCCAGCUGGAAGCCAGCUCUUUCCCGGCUUCACCUGGUGCUACCGAGCCCACACCUUGUCUGACGCAAAGUCCUUCUGGGAUGCGGAGAGGAGCUGCCAGAGUGAGGGAGGGCACCUUGCGAGCGUCUCCUCGCAGGCAGAGAACGACUUUAUCACCAGCAUCGUCCGAGAGGCGAACGGGCUCACCGACCCCUCUGCUCUCCUAUCAGGCAGCAAGAGCAUGGUGUGGAUAGGACUGUAUAAGGACGCAAACAGCUCCGGGCUGAGGUGGACGGAUUACUCCAAGGUCAAGUACAUGAACUGGAUCGACUCGAUGCCUCUGCAUCCCAACAAGACUUGCUCGCUCUUCGGGGCGGGAGACUGGUGGCAGUCGGAGUGCAAAGAGCAGGUAGGGAGGAACUGUGCCGGCAGGAAGUGGGGUCCGUGGGAGGGGAGAUGGGGAGACGUUGUCGGGUUGGGAUACAACGAUGAGCCGGAGUAUUGCUAUCAUCAAGACACGGCGAGCAUGGUCCCAACGAAAUAUCCAUGCUACCAGCCUUCGUGGGUUGGAACUGCAUCAGAUGAUCCUUGUCGGCAACCUUUCGGGUACGUUUGCAAGUUCACGGGCCAGAUCGUCUGUGCUCCUGGCUACUACAACGAGUCCGGAACACUUCCAUGCUCUCCAUGCGCAGCUGGUGAAUAUUCGUCAGAGUACAACGCAACUGCGUGCGCUUCCUGCCUUCCCGGUGAGAAGUCAAAAAAGAGUGAGGAAAGGUUCAGAGGAGCUCAGAGCAUGAAGUGUAUGGAGAUGAUGAGGAUGAUGAUCAAUAUGGAGAUGAUGAUGAUGAUGAUGAUGAUGAUGAUGAUGAUAGUGGAGACGAUCCACUUGAUGAUAGAAUACAUGAUAAUGAAUUGUGGUGGUGGUGAUGUGAAACAUGCAAACAUUUAUGACGAUAACUGCUGCUUCUGCAACAUCGAGGGUGUGCUAGUGAGUGAUCAAGAUGCUUUUCCCGGCACAUGUCCAACAUGUCGGGUGAAGGAAGUGUUCAACUUGACAUCCAGCAAUCAGACCAACCGCAGUAUAGACAGCGAUUGUCAGAAUACUUCGAACCUUGCACUGAUACAAGAGUACGAGUCUGUCAUGGUUGUCAGCGAUGCCAACCAGACCGUCAAGAUGCACAUCUCAGAGAAGAUCUACAAACAGCUCUGCUGUGCUUUCGACCUCUUGUCUGCAUUCCCGUCGAGCGUGUACAACGGGACUGUGAAGUUCCUGCCCGGGUACUUUGUGGUGAAGGAGACAACCAACGUCAGCAGAAGCGUCGCCAUGUCUUGCGAAAACUGCACGAGCAACGGGGCCGCUUGGCACUUGUCAGACGUCUAUGCCAUCACUACUUGUUUGCACUCCGGGAGCAACAUGUGA